This is a messenger RNA of Coniosporium apollinis CBS 100218, 720 nucleotides long. RefSeq lists its product as uncharacterized. Lineage: Eukaryota; Fungi; Ascomycota; Dothideomycetes. The record is from RefSeq and is a predicted model, not a curated record. Gene Ontology annotation, biological process: double-strand break repair via break-induced replication; DNA replication. The coding region runs from base 1 to 720 and encodes 239 amino acids. The transcript has 3 exons. Gene Ontology annotation, cellular component: GINS complex; nucleus.
AUGGCGCUGCCUCUCCCACCUGGCUUGACGCCUCCUGAAGUUGCCUUCCUCUGUGAAAUGGAGCUCGUGACUGUUAUCCCCCGCCAGCGUCUCGAAAGUCUCGAACUGCUCGGAGGCCCGACAGCAGCUCUCUUCCCACCUCACAGAAGUAACAUCCCGCUCUGGCUCGCCCUGCUGCUGAAGCGCCAACGCCGAGCGAACAUAUCACCUCCACCAUGGCUGACGCCCACUUCCCUCUCCGCUAUCCUUGAGUUCGAAAUCGAGCACUCCAAGGAAGCAUUCUCUCCGCCCCCGCGAUUAGCACCUUCCGCCGGCAGCAACAACACGAGUCCGCCGUUUCUGCUGUCUGCCACAUCCGAUGCGCCCCCAGAAGCGCUACCUUACCACUGGCUUGAACUAGGGGAGAUACUACUUGAAGCUGCGCCAGAUGAUUUCGAAGAACCCGAUCAGGUGAGAAGGCUUAUGCGGGAUCUAAGAGAAGUUAGGACUGCCAAGUUAAGGGCUGGCGUUGCAGUCCUGGACGCAGGAGGCGGCGUCAAAAUGAACGGGGUUGGUGGCAUGGAGGUCGCGGAGGGAAGAGCGUUCAUUGGAGGCGUAAUUGACGGGCUAAGGAAGAUUGGUGCGUCCCGUGAACAAGCGCGGCGAGAGAGGGAGGCUGAAGAACGUGACAACGGCUACGCGGGCACGGCUGAAGACGAUGAAGAUGAGAUGGAUCUGUAG